Molecule: messenger RNA, 1477 nt
Organism: Astrephomene gubernaculifera
Lineage: Eukaryota; Viridiplantae; Chlorophyta; Chlorophyceae; Chlamydomonadales; Astrephomenaceae
Source: the annotation of a GenBank genome assembly
CAGCAAUUCUGUCCGUCUUCAAAUGGCUAUGGGGCUUAGGUAUUAGGCUAACUCAAACUUUCAGUAGUUACUUGAUAGUUCCCGACACUGCGAGGUGGAGCCGCGGGGACUGCUUCCAAGCAGGUUCAUGGCGGAAUGUUAUUGAAUGCAUACCAAGAGCUUCUUAUUCGACCAAUGGCGUUGAAAUGAUUACAGGUCGAAGUGCAGUCAAUAAUUCCUAUGGGCCUGUCGAGCCAUUAAAAGAAACCAUUUUGUCGGGUCGGGCGGCAUUUAUCUACCGGUACUAGCGUCGACAGGUUUAGGCUCAGCCGGGGCGCUUUCCGUCUACAUUAUGAUUCCAAUAUAAGAACUAUGGCGCCAUGAUGGACUGCGGUUGCCUGCGGGAGACCAAGUAUUGAUGUCGCGUGUGGCCCUUCGGCAGUAGCACUUCAUACGGUGCGUCCAGACGUGUGGAUCACUGCAUGCUUGCGUGUAGUGACGACUCUUGUGUGCGGGUGAGGAUUUGCAAUUUGUCAGCGGCACCAUUACAGCAACGGCAGCAGCAACAGCAACAACAUCGUCAGCAGCCAGAUCAGUUGCCAGUCAGAUCAGUUGCCAGUCAGAUCAGUUGCCAGUCAGAUCAGUUGCCAGUCAGAUCAGUUGCCAGUCAGAUCAGUUGCCAGUCAGAUCAGUUGCCAGUCAGAUCAGUUGCCAGUCAGAUCAGUUGCCAGUCAGAUCAGUUGCCAGUCCGAUCAGUUGCCAGUCAGAUCAGUUGCCAGUCCGAUCAGUUGCCAGUCAGAUCAGUUGCCAGUCAGAUCAGUUGCCAGUCAGAUCAGUUGCCAGUCAGAUCAGUUGCCAGUCCGAUCAGUUGCCAGUCAGAUCAGUGCAGCCGCAGCAAUGGUCUCAGCAGCAGCAGCAACGCAGUGGGUGGGGGGUUCAGUUGCUUUGUGUGACACCUGUCAUUGUGCCGUGCGUGCUUAUCGCUGUUGACCCCUCCUUAAUAGCACAUCUCUUUACCCCCUCCUUGUACGCCCUGCCUUCUCGCAUGUGCCACGCGAGUCCUCUGGAUGCGACGUCAGGAGGCAUCUAACGAGGCCGUCACCGCCCACGAGUACUUGCUACAAGGACGACCCUGAGACCCCCCAAGCCAAGACAGCUGGCAAAUGAAGGUGUUUUGUCACCCCAUGGUGUCACCCCGGCCGCCACGGUGUUGAGACACAUUGCUCACGUAAGUCUGGGGGGCUGUCUGGGGGGUUGCGGUACCGGUGAGGGGACUUGGGGAUUUCGUUCUGCAUGCCUUGGGGAGCCCGCCUGCCGAAAACCCAGCUGCUGCUGCCACUCAGUCAGCCAGCCUUUUCAGCAGUACGCAGCAGCAGCAGCCGAUCAGCAAUCAGCAGGGUUUGGGCAUGCGGGCAUGUCCUGUCUUUUCACGACAUGCUCUACCACCGGCCGGUUUCCAUCCUUGCCUCCUGGUGUAUGUUUCUAAUCCCGCCGCUGU